AUGUCAGAAGAAGCCGAGAAAUUGCAAAAUUUGAAGCUUGAAGAGCAAAAAAUAGAAGAAGAAGGAAAAGCCCAGUCAGAGGAAAUUCCGUUGGGAGAGGAUGGGUUACCUUUAUCCAAGAAAGCUUUGAAAAAGCUCGAAAAGGAGAAGGAAAAAGCUCGUAAGAAGGCCGAAAGAGAAGCACAGCUCGCACAGGAAAAGGCUGAAAGAGAAGCUCAAGCUGCCAACGACCCUGCAAAAGACAAUUAUGGAAAAUUACCUUUAGUCCAAUCCACACACAAGACAAAUGUUCCCAGAAUCAAGAUCAGUGGAUUGAGCUCGGCAGACGACGGAGAGGAGGUUGUAUUUAGAGCAAGAGUUCAUAAGACUAGACAGCAAGGUGCUACUAUGGUGUUUUUGACUUUGAGACAGCAAUCUGACUUAGUUCAGGCUUUGAUCAAAACUAAUAAAGAAACAGAUCAUAACGCAAUAUCAAAGCAACUUGUUAAGUGGGCAGGCUCAAUCAAUUUAGAAUCUAUUGUAUUAGUCUAUGGUACAGUGAGAAAAGUUGAAGAGCUUGUCAAAUCAGCAACAGUUCAGGACGUAGAAAUUCAUGUCUCAAAAAUCUUUACUAUACAAGAGACACCUGAACAAUUGCCAAUGUUGAUUGAAGAUGCUUCAAGAUCUGAUGCUGAGGCAGAGGCUUUGGGGCUCCCUGUGGUUAACUUGGAUACAAGGUUGGAUUCUAGAGUUAUUGAUUUAAGGACACCCACUAAUCAAGCAAUCUUUAGAAUUCAAGCAGGUGUAUGUGCUUUGUUCAGAGAAUUUUUACUGAAGAAAGGAUUCACUGAAAUUCAUACUCCAUGUAUUAUUCCAGCUGCUUCGGAAGGUGGUUCGAAUGUUUUUGAAGUAUCAUACUUCAAAAGGUCUGCUUACUUAGCUCAGUCUCCACAAUUUUACAAAGAACAACUAAUUGCUGCGGAUUUCGAAAGAGUAUUUGAAAUUACACCAGUUUUCAGAGCCGAAAACUCUAAUACUCAUCGUCAUAUGACUGAAUUCACGGGAUUGGAUAUGGAGAUGGCAUUUGAAGAACACUAUGAUGAAGUUCUCGAAGUAUUGUCUGAGUUGUUUAUUUUUAUCUUCACCGAAUUGAAAAACAGAUACAGCAAGGACAUUGCCACCGUUCAUAAACAGUUCCCAGUUGACGAGUUCAAAGUCCCUGAAAAUGGAAAAAUGGUUAAAAUCUCUUUCGCAGAUGGUAUUAAAAUGUUGAGGGAAGCAGGAAAGGAUGUUGAUGACUUUGAGGACUUAUCAACAGAAAAUGAAAAGUUUUUAGGAAAAUUGGUCAGAGAAAAAUACAACACUGACUUUUACAUUUUGGACCAAUUUCCCUUGGCCGUCAGACCUUUCUAUACAAUGCCCAACCCCAAAGACCCAAGAUAUUCCAAUUCAUACGAUUUCUUUAUGAGAGGCGAAGAGAUUCUUUCUGGAGCUCAACGUGUUCACGAUUCAGAAUUGUUGAAAGAACGUUUACAUGCCCAUGGAAUCGAUCCAACGGUUCCUGGUUUAUCUGAUUACGUCGACUCUUUCACGUAUGGUUGUCCUCCUCAUGGUGGUGGUGGUAUUGGUCUUGAGAGAGUUGUUAUGUUCUACUUAGAUUUGAAGAAUAUUCGUCGUGCCUCUCUUUUCCCAAGGGACCCAAGACGUUUGAGACCUUAG
This is a messenger RNA of Priceomyces carsonii, 1698 nucleotides long. RefSeq names its product aspartate--tRNA ligase (gene DPS1-1). The record is from RefSeq and is a predicted model, not a curated record. Gene Ontology annotation, cellular component: cytoplasm; cytosol; aminoacyl-tRNA synthetase multienzyme complex. Bases 1 to 1698 code for a protein of 565 amino acids. The transcript has a single exon. Gene Ontology annotation, molecular function: ATP binding; RNA binding; aspartate-tRNA ligase activity. Gene Ontology annotation, biological process: aspartyl-tRNA aminoacylation. Lineage: Eukaryota; Fungi; Ascomycota; Pichiomycetes; Serinales; Debaryomycetaceae.